CAUUUCACCAAGUCCUGAAAAAUCAGAAUGGAAUUAGAAAAAACCUACGCGACUCCCAGGACUGGCCGAACAGGACAUGGAGGAGUGAAUCAGUUAGGGGGUGUUUUUGUGAAUGGUCGCCCCCUUCCAGAUGUUGUCCGCCAAAGGAUCGUGGAACUUGCCCAUCAAGGGGUCAGGCCGUGUGACAUCUCCAGGCAGCUGCGAGUCAGCCAUGGUUGUGUCAGCAAAAUACUUGGCAGGUACUAUGAAACUGGGAGUAUUAAGCCUGGAGUGAUUGGAGGAUCAAAACCAAAGGUCGCCACACCCAAAGUCGUUGAAAAAAUUGCAGAGUAUAAACACCAAAAUCCUACCAUGUUUGCAUGGGAGAUCAGGGAUAGACUUCUAGCCGAGCGGGUGUGUGACAAUGACACCGUGCCCAGCGUCAGUUCAAUUAACAGAACAGAACCUCUGACUUUUGCUGGUAAAGCCUCCACGGGGUCUGUGACCCAGGUAUCCUCAGUGAGCAUUGACUCUGCAGGAUCCUCCUACUCCAUCAGUGGAAUUCUGGGAAUUACACCCCCUGGCACUGAGAGCAACAAACGUAAGCGAGAUGAAGGUAUUCAGGAAUCUCCAGUACCAAAUGGCCUUUAUCUCCCGGGUAGAGACUUCCUUCGGAAACAGAUGCGAGGAGACCUUUUCACUCAGCAGCAGUUAGAAGUCUUGGAUCGAGUCUUUGAGAGGCAACAUUAUUCUGAUAUCUUCACAACAACUGAGCCAAUCAAACCAGAACAGGCAACUGGAUACUCGGCUGUGGCAUCGUCAGCUGGUGGACUGGAUGAUCUCAAGGUCAAUAUAACAAGCCCUAGUUCCAUAGAUAUAGGAGCUAGUGUUCCAGGGCCUCAGUCAUACCCUAUUGUGACAGAUCGUGAAUUGGCAAGCACAACUCUCCCAGGAUACCCUCCUCAUAUACCCUCUUCUGGACAGGGCAGCUACUCUGCUCCAACACUGACAGGAAUGGUGCCUGGAGAGAUGCCUGAGGACUGGAAGAAAGCUAAUGUCACUCCAGUCUUCAAAAAGGGUAAGAAGGAGAACUAUAUGCUGGUCAGCCUCACCUCGAUUCCUGGGGAGGUGAUGGAGCAGCUCAUCCUGGAAGCCAUUUCCAAACACAUGAAGAGCUGUGGCUAG
This is a messenger RNA of Dromaius novaehollandiae (emu), 1164 nucleotides long. RefSeq names its product paired box protein Pax-5-like. The record is from RefSeq and is a predicted model, not a curated record. The transcript has 10 exons. NCBI's taxonomy places the organism in Eukaryota, Metazoa, Chordata, Aves, Casuariiformes, Dromaiidae. Gene Ontology annotation, biological process: anatomical structure development; regulation of transcription by RNA polymerase II. Gene Ontology annotation, molecular function: DNA-binding transcription factor activity, RNA polymerase II-specific; RNA polymerase II cis-regulatory region sequence-specific DNA binding. Bases 28 to 1164 code for a protein of 378 amino acids.